AGAAAAGAAAUUUGUGCAAGUAGCUCCUUCCCGUCAAGCGUGGCUAAUCAAGGCACGAAACGGAAAAUGAGCAGCUCGGAGGAGGUAUCAUGGAUUUCGUGGUUUUGUGGCUUGCGGGGGAACGAAUUUUUCUGCGAGGUUGACGAGGAUUAUAUAAAUGACAAAUUCAACCUAACCGGGCUGAACGAACAAGUUCCCCACUACAGACAAGCAUUGGACAUGAUAUUGGACCUAGAACCAGAUGAUGAUUUGGACGACAAUCCGAACCAAUCAGAUCUUGUGGAGCAAGCCUCCGAAAUACUAUAUGGACUGAUCCACGCACGUUAUAUCUUAACUAACCGAGGCAUUGGUCAAAUGUUAGAGAAAUUCCAAGCAGGUGAUUUUGGGCACUGUCCGCGUGUUUACUGUGAAUGUCAACCUAUGCUUCCUCUAGGUAAGAUAAUAAAGGCAAAUACAUUGUAUGGAUUCAAAAUCCAUCCACUCGCAUACCAGAUCCAGCAGCAGGCGGCUGCUAACUUCAAGGCACCGCUUCGGAGUCUCUCGUACAACAACGAGACGAAGACUACUGGUAACAUUCCAAAAUGAUUAUAUACCCGUCGAGCGCGCUGCCACAAGGGCCAUGCCCGGAGAGUCACGGGAUCCGGCCCACGGCCCACGACUCGCUCUUACCGACUACAACUUUAAUGUAAUUCUAAUGAGUAAUAACUAAUAAUAUUUAUUAAACAAUUAAUUAAUUUACUCCUUAUUUAACAGCAGUUAUGUUUUAAAUUCAAUAAAGUUUAUUUUUAC
Hyposmocoma kahamanoa is the source of this 789-nucleotide messenger RNA. It is a transcript of the gene CkIIbeta, whose product is annotated as casein kinase II subunit beta. The record is from RefSeq and is a predicted model, not a curated record. Gene Ontology annotation, cellular component: protein kinase CK2 complex; cytoplasm. The transcript is spliced from 7 exons. Gene Ontology annotation, molecular function: protein kinase regulator activity. Bases 67 to 585 code for a protein of 172 amino acids. NCBI's taxonomy places the organism in Eukaryota, Metazoa, Arthropoda, Insecta, Lepidoptera, Cosmopterigidae.